Molecule: messenger RNA, 696 nt
Organism: Rubroshorea leprosula
Lineage: Eukaryota; Viridiplantae; Streptophyta; Magnoliopsida; Malvales; Dipterocarpaceae
Source: the annotation of a GenBank genome assembly
CCCCUUCCAACCCUAAUUUCAUAACUUUAUUCAUUUCCCCUCCUUUUCUCCUCACUCACACAUGCAGGCAGCCACAACCCCUCACUGUUGGAGCUGCUACAAAUAUGCUGCUGGAGCUGUUACAGAUCUGCUCCUAGAGCUGCUGUCAAAGCUGUUAGCUGCAGCCUACAGAUUUGCUGGAGUUCAUCCUGCUGCCUGUGCUGAACUCCCUCUCUGCUUGCUGCACUAUGCUGGACCCCUUCUGCUUGCUGCUUGUGCCGGACCCUCUGCUUGCUGCCUGUGCCGGACCCUCUGCUUGCUGCACUAUGCCGGAGCCCCUCUGCUUGUUGCCUGUGCUGGACCCUCUGCUUGUUGCACUAUGCCGGACCCCUUCUGCUUGCUGCCUGUGCUGGAUUGUGAUGAAGACAAUAAUUCAGAGGUCUUUUUAUGAGCAAUUAUAGAUUUGAGAGCUAAAGUGUUUUGAGUUGGUUCUUGGCUGCUUCCCUUCAUGUUGAAUGUUGGUUUAGUUUAGUUAUUUUAUUUAUGUUAGGUUGAUUUUUGCUUAUAUUUGGAACAAGUAUGUUGCUUUAUGUUAGAUUAAUUUCUAUGUAUAUUUGGAACAACUUAUGUUUGGAACAUGUUGCUUUAUGUUGGAUUAAUUUCUAUUUGGAACAAUUUUGUUGAUUUAAUUAUUUGUAUUAAAUUAAUUUCUAUUUA